CGCGUGGCGCCUGCCGGUGGGCGGGCAGGGGAGCGCGGCGGGCCGGGCCGGGCCGGGCCGGGCCCGGGGGCAGAGCGGGGCCCGCGGCCAGGCGGAGAUGGCGUCGCAGCCGCCGCCUCCCAAGCCCUGGGAGAACCGGCGGCUGGCGGGCACGGUGGCACCGGCCUUCCAGUCUCCUGACUUGGGUGACAAUGUGCUGACCAGACCUGGACAACCCACGGUUGCACGAAUACCUCCACCUAUUUUGCCAAGACCAUCACAGCAAGUGGGGAGCAGUAGUCUGACCGCUUUCAGGCCAGCAUAUAGUAGUUCUUUUUCUCCAGGCUAUGGUUCAUACGGAACCUCGUUUUAUGGAAGCUAUAGUCCUUACAGUUAUGGAUAUGGUGGUCUGGGUUAUAACCGCUUUCGUGCUGAUGAUAUUCCUCCCAGCAGGUUUGUUCAGCAGGCUGAAGAGAGCAGCAGAGGUGCAUUUCAGUCCAUUGAAAGCAUUGUGCAUGCGUUUGCCUCUGUCAGCAUGAUGAUGGAUGCCACCUUUUCAGCUGUGUACAACAGUUUCCGAGCUGUGCUGGAUGUCGCCAAUCACUUCUCGCGCCUCAAAGUACACUUCACAAAGGUGUUUUCAGCUUUCGCUUUGGUGAGAACUAUAAGAUACCUCUACCAACGUCUACAACGUUUACUAGGUCUGCGGACAAGCUCGGAGAACGAGGAUUUGUGGGCUGAAAGUCAGGGGACAGUAGCUCGCGUUGGGCUUGAAGACAAGGCAACUAACUCUGCAAAAUCCUGGCCCAUUUUCUUGUUCUUUGCUGUGAUAAUGGGAGGUCCCUAUCUGAUUUGGAAGCUGCUUUCUACAUACAGUGAUGAAGAAACAGUGUCUAGCAACUGGGCAAGUGGAGAAGAUGAUCAUGUAGUUGGAAGAGCAGAAUAUGAUUUUAGUGCCCUCUCAGAAGAAGAAAUUUCUUUCCGUGCUGGUGACAUGCUAAAAUUAGCACCCAAAGAACAACAACCCAAAAUCCGUGGUUGGCUUUUGGCUAGUUGUGAUGGCCAAACAACAGGACUUGUGCCAGCUAAUUACAUCAAAAUCCUGGGCAAAAGAAGAGGUAGGAGAAGAGUUGACAUGGGAGGGAUUACAGAGCAACGACCAGCCUUUACCAACACAUCUGUUAGAGGAUCCACUGCUACUGUGACUUCACAGGAGCAGGAAGCUGCUUUUGAUGCUGUUUUUGCUGGAAGUAGUAAGGUUCCUGUUGCGUCUGACUCCACUGUUGUUAGUGGAGAGAAACAGGAACUCUAAUGCACUUUCAUCAACAAAGCAAGUGAACUGUGCUUUAUUGAUAAAACUUAGUGUUUGUUGAAAAUCUGUACUGUAGUGGAACAUUGAUGGGUCUGUAUCAGUUGUUGCUGCUACUGACUGGUGAAGGGAUGGAGAAAUGACUGCUCAAACUUGUAGUAUUUAUUUUUUACUUGCCUAAGGCUGUACGUUAGUGACUCUGCCCAACCACUGGGCAGCAGUUCUAAGAUCUGGAGACGAGGAGAACUGAGACAUUUACAACAAAGCAAACAACCAAAAAAAAUAAUAGAGGGACUGCCAGCCUAUUCUUGCUAAGGAGACAAACUCUUGGUAAAAUCUGAAGAUCCAAUCUUCAUUGGAAUGUCAGCUUGACAAGUGGCCUCUUCAGUAGCUAUGCAAAGAGAAGGUAGAUUUCUGUAAGAUGUCCUCUAAAACUGGACACUGAGAAUCAUCAGACAUUAAUAGUGCAUUGUUUCCCCCUGAAGGGAGAGAGAAUUGCAAGACAUUUAGGUGACACAAUCAAAUAAUUUAAGUUUUAAGUUGCUUGCUUUUGUAAGAAGUAGGGCUUCUGUCAUAAAGACCUUAUUGCUUAGAAAAAAGGAACUUGUGAGAAAGGAGAGAGAAAUACAGUUACAAAGGAAGAGCAGUGGGGCUUCAGCAGCAGUUCUAACCUUUUUUUUAUAAAAGUAACAUAAUAAAGGGUAUCCUGCAGUCAGGUGCUUUCCAGUGCACUUGUUAAUUGUUCCUUUCUCCAGUGAGCUAAUUUUGCAUUACUCCUAGCCAUGUUGUGUUGCAGCCUGUUAACUGCCUAUCAGUCGAGCAAAUUCCAUCUGCAUCUCAACUUCUUUAUUGUUUUUAUAUGAACAUCAAAAUAUCUAUCCUGCCUUUCAGAGCAGUAGGAAAGCAUGGGGUUGGGGGAGUGGCAAAGAAAAUCUUAACACUUCUUGUUUAAUUGUCUCAGUUAUCCUGCCUUUCAGAUAGUAAAUUUUGUGUCUGCCCAUACAAUUUGAGAGCUGUGGUUUAUUAAAAGCCAUAAAAACAUUAAGACUGUUCAAAGUAUUUAGUAUUUUCUUCAUAUUGAUAUUGAGAAUUGUAUUGAAAUACUGGCUUGGGUAUUUUUAACAAUGCAAAGAUAAUUAAAACUUUUUUUCUUGUAGUAUAAAUGUAUAACAUGUUGGGCUUCUGAAGGUUAGCACAAUGGAUGAAGUAACUAAAGCUUGUCUUAAUCAUUAAAAUAGCUUUUUCUUAUUUUAAAGGUACUCAAAAACAUUAGUAAAAGUAGGGCAUGUGCCUUUGCUAAAUGAAUCUAGUAGUUUCAGUUUUACUGUUCCUACACAGAUCUUCAACACCCAUUGUUUGUUAGCAAAGCUUUCAGUAUUUAUACUUUUAAUUGCAUUUGCUGGCCUUGAGUUCUUAGAACUCUAUUCACCACAACAAAACCCUGCCGAGAAAAAUUGAAGUGAGCACAGUUUUAAUUCAGGUAGAGCAGCUGAGAAGAUGGAUGCUAUGCUGGAGCUUGUAUAAGUAAUUUCUGAAUGCCUGUUGUUGAUAACUAGAACAAGAAUUUAAGCCGUUGUCCUCAGGUAUUAGGAGGUGGUGUGAAGAAUCUUUUUUUACUAGAUUGUUAGAGGAAAAGAGUAGUUAAAAGGCAACUGAGAAACUUGAAACUAGAUUUAAAACAGCACCUUCCCGAGACAUUUCCCUGUGUACCAGGGCCUUGAAGAAAAUUACGUGUUUGGAAAUGACAUCUGUUGUUGAAAUAAAACUAGCUAACUGUCCUGAAAUAUAAAAUAUAGAGAGGAAAACAAGGGGGCAGAGGGGUGUCAAGUGUACAGUUCUGCUUACAGUGUGUAUUCAUUAAGGGAGUUAAUUCAGUGUUGUGCGAUUUAAUUAGUGGACUGUCAGCCUCCCUUGUGUCAGUGAAAUAUUUAAAUCAGAGGAAGGGUCUUUUAAAUAUAUGGAUUAAAAAACUCCAAACUUUUUGUAGUGUAUCCAUUCAAGUAGACUUCUGUUUUCCUGCUCAGAACAAGUUGGGAAGACAGGGCCAUGAUGUUUGCUGGACUCUUUAAAUCCUACUGAUUUUUAGAAAGAUGAGUUGAAUUUCACUUUGAGGUCAUACUGUUUCGAAAACAAUUCUUUUAGUAGGAGGAUAGGUUAUUAAUAACUCAACUGACUUGUCAUUUUAGUAGUUUGACUUAGUCUACCAAUUGCUAAUGUAUCUGCUGAACCUUGACAAGAAUUUUGGUCCUUUUAAUCUUGCGAUUAAUGGGAAAAGAAGGCUCUGAGAAAAUGAAGUAAGUUAUUUAACUCACAAUUAAUUGUACUGAUUGAUGAAGGGUAUUAAAAUACAUUGAAGUAAAAUAUAUACUGUGCUCAA
This is a messenger RNA of Apus apus (common swift), 3665 nucleotides long. It is a transcript of the gene PEX13, whose product is annotated as peroxisomal biogenesis factor 13. Gene Ontology annotation, biological process: protein import into peroxisome matrix, docking. Lineage: Eukaryota; Metazoa; Chordata; Aves; Apodiformes; Apodidae. The transcript has 4 exons. Bases 98 to 1291 code for a protein of 397 amino acids. The record is from RefSeq and is a predicted model, not a curated record. Gene Ontology annotation, cellular component: peroxisomal importomer complex; peroxisome; peroxisomal membrane. Gene Ontology annotation, molecular function: protein binding.